This is a messenger RNA of Exophiala dermatitidis NIH/UT8656, 2120 nucleotides long. Its product is annotated as glucose repression regulatory protein TUP1. Gene Ontology annotation, molecular function: protein binding. The transcript has 4 exons. Lineage: Eukaryota; Fungi; Ascomycota; Eurotiomycetes; Chaetothyriales; Herpotrichiellaceae. Gene Ontology annotation, cellular component: Set1C/COMPASS complex. The record is from RefSeq and is a predicted model, not a curated record. The coding region runs from base 62 to 1537 and encodes 491 amino acids.
UGUAGCCUGAGUCUCCUGUCUACAGACAGCCCGUCCUUUCUUUGACCACAGUCAAAGAAUCAUGAAUUUGGCACUGAUUGACCCUUUUCAAUUAGCCCAAGACUCUCCUGAUACGCUCGUCAACGACCUGAGAUCUGGCCAUGCCACAACACUACGAUUCAGCCGGAAGGGCGAUUACCUGGCCUCAGGCAGGGUCGAUGGAAAAGUCGUCAUCUGGGACAUGGAGACCAUGGGCGUCGCGAUGAAACUGCACGGUCACUGGAAGCAGAUCCAAAGUCUUAGCUGGUCACGAGAAGGCCGAUAUCUACUCUCAGCAUCCCAAGACUGCCGCGCCAUCCUAUGGGAUCUCCAGACUCAAGAACGACUACGCACCGUAAAGUUCGAAGCACCAAUCUACACGGCCGAACUGCACCCCUACAACCACAAUCUUCUCAUCGCAUCGUUGUUCGAGGACCGCCCACACCUGGUCGACAUCACCAACCCGGAACCAACCAAGCGGAUCUUGCCAGCCACACCAUUGAGCGACAGCAUCCCCCGAUCCGAGAACAAGCAAGCCACGACCUCGGCCAUCUUCUCUGUUCUCGGCAACCACAUCAUCACCGGCACAUCGAAAGGCUACAUCAACAUUCUGGAGACCGAGUCGCGCAAGAUCAUCCACUCGACCAAGGUGUCAUCUGGUCUGAUCUCUUUGUUGCGACUGACGUCCAACGGCCGACAGCUGCUAGCAAACAGCACCGACCGAAUCAUCCGAGUCAUCAAUUUACCAGACCUAUCCCUCAUUACACCAUCCAGACCAGCCAAUGUCGAACAUCAACACCCAACAUCGUCCACUGCCAACACUCCAGGUCCCAAUACUACCGCAGAAGAAGACGAAGCUCAACCAGACCCAGCCACCCUAGCCGAGAACAUUGUCCUUACAACGGAACACAAAUUCCAAGACCUAGUGAACCGACUCCGCUGGAACCACUGCGCAUUCAGCCACUCGUCCUCGACUGGUAUUGCCGACUACGUAACCGCGUCGACAUACAUGAAGAAAGACAUCUACAUCUGGGAACUGCGGACCAACUCACUGCUACGCAUCCUGGAAAACCGUGAAGAGCCGGCCAUUAUCGAGUGGCACCCGUCUCGACCUCUCUUGGCCUGCACCAGCAUCGAGACCGGCAGCAUCCAGAUCUGGGGCAUCGAGCCACAGCAGAAAUGGUCCGCGCUGGCGCCCGACUUCACCGAGCUGACAGAGAACGUCGAGUACGUUGAGCGCGAGGACGAGUUCGACACCUACCCUCAGGAAGAGCACCAGAAACGUCGUCUGGAUCGCGAAGACGAGAUCGUCGAUGUCCUCACUGUCGAACGCAAGCCCGGCGAGGAAGAGACGUUCGUCUUACCCAUGAUCUACGACAUCGAAGACAGUGAUGCCGAUGAUCAGGAGCUGGUUCCCAUGGGCGUCGGCACCAUGAGAAAGCGCGAUAUCAACGAGGGCAAGGAGUACGAGAAUGAUGCUGACGAGGUCGCCAAGUCGGCUAGAAGACAACGCAAGUGAGCCCGAAUUAUUGGUAUCUCGCAAUCAGUCAUCGAUAGGUAUGCGACUGCGCAUACCGGCAGUUACUAGUAUCCUGCGGUCUUGGUUGUCGCAGGGACACAUCUCAUGCUUUCCACAGUUUUUUUGCUUCUCUUCUCGUCUUGACCGGCAUUUCGCUUGGCGCAAUGGCAAUGGAAAAUCAAUGGUUCAAUGGUUCAUCUCUGGCCGCUCGGGCUUGAUGAAUGGUCCGCGGGACGACUAUGGGUCCGUGCUACUCGAGCAGACAUAGGGCAUUCGCAUAGGCGUUGGUACUGGGAUUGGAGUCUCGUGCUUUGCUGACAGGCAAUUGAUGUUGUAUGAUUAAAUCUUGAAGUGGUGGGCCCACGAUGCUGCUCACAAUGUCUUCUUGGUGCUUCUUUCUUUGUCUCUGCCUACGGGGCGUAGUCUGGCGUUAAAGGGAUAGGACACGAUGUUACGUGACAUGGUAGACAAGAACCAUACCAGUUACUACGACACAGGACGGGAGGAGAAAAAGCCUCGCAGCACUAUUUGUGUACUCCAGUCCCGUGUUGAAUCAAUGAAUCCGGAAACUAAUAUGCGCACA